This is a messenger RNA of Mercenaria mercenaria, 1844 nucleotides long. Its product is annotated as kyphoscoliosis peptidase-like. The record is from RefSeq and is a predicted model, not a curated record. The transcript has 6 exons. The coding region runs from base 193 to 1662 and encodes 489 amino acids. NCBI's taxonomy places the organism in Eukaryota, Metazoa, Mollusca, Bivalvia, Venerida, Veneridae.
UCACAUAUGUUCUUCGAUACAAAAUGAUUGUCAAACUUUCUAUGAUUUUAAGCAGUCGCUUUGUUGUUUUAUUAAAUGAUCACUAUUUUAUGUGUUAUUUUUAAGCCAGUUAUGUGUUGAUUUUAUAAAUGCUUUAGCGAAUAUAUAUAGUUAUCAAGUUCUUUAUCAAGUCAAGACGUCAAGUAACCAAGAAUGAGCUGCUGUUCUUCUGUUGACGUCUAUGUGAGUAACCCACAUGGUGAAGAUACAGAAAACGUCAGUGGGUGCUUCUGUUCCGGCUUGACAGGCGGGAAAUUGACAAGAAAGAUAACUCCAAAGACUGCACCGCCUAAAGAGAAGAAGAAAAUUGUAGUACCGUCCCCUUAUAUGUUCAUGCAUGUAGACGAACAUGUACGAAAGAUAAAAGAGCCAGAGCAUGCUUCCUCUCCUGAAGCAGAGUCCGCUGUCAAACCAGUGCAACACACAUCGACGCCAGUAGAUGUUACAAAGAAUGUAAAAAGUCUAGUUGCGUACCUCACAGGACCGUGCAAAUCAGACAUAGAAAAAGUCAGGGCUUUCUAUUACUGGAUUUGCAAUAAUAUUGGGUAUGAUAGAACAUAUCAAUACCCUAAACGUGAAAGUCCUAAUGAUCCAAAUACGGUUAUCAGACAUGGAGUUUCUUCGACUUCGGAAGGAUACGCCAACCUGUUCUCGGCAUUGUGCAGAUCGUCAUCAAUUCCUGUAAAGAAGCUAAAAGGAUACGUGAAAGAUGGUAGAUAUGAUCCUGAGGAACCGUUCACCCAGUUAGACGAGCCUGAACAUGCUUGGAAUGCCGUGUAUGUGGGUCAUGAUUGGCGUUUUGUCGACUGUGCUUGGGGAGCUGGAUUUGAAGACGAUGAAGGAAUAUACCACCGGCGAUACGAAGAGUUCUGGUUCAUGACAGAUCCGGAAAACUUCAUCAACGACCAUUUUCCUUACCUUCGAAAUGACCCGAUGUCAAGUGAAAUGUGGCAGCUGCUUAAAAGGCCAGUAACAUUGGAAGAGUAUAACAAAACGGUGAAAGUUGAAGCCGUUACGAAAGACUGGGGCGUAGAGUUUUCACAUCGUGAACCCAUAAUUGUUUUCAGGAAAGAGCUUCACAUAAUAGUUAAAACAACCAUAGUUCCAAUAAUGCAAAUUACUGCGACGUUAGAUACUUCAGAUAAGGUGAACAUGGAUGCCUAUGUCGCAACUUUCCGUGACUCUGAAGAUCAUUAUAAGAUUCUGGUUCGUCCGCCGUCCCCGGGAGUCUAUAUACUGAAGCUAGCCGGGAAGCGGGAAGGAGACACCACUCCCAGAGUUCCAGGUCUCGUUAAAUACAUCCUAAAAUGCACAGAUAUAAAUAACAUGGUGAAGAACUUUCCUUUCUCAUAUACCGCUGCCCAGACAUUUCAGGUGUGCGUCCUAGAGCCGACCUAUCGUGAUCUUGAACCAAAUUCUCCAGUGAAAUUUAGAAUUGCAUCCCCGUUCCUUGGUGAAGUUUUCGUAGAAGAUCUCAUUUUAGAAAAGGUAGAUGAUUAUACUUGGGAGGGGGAAAUCUUGACCCCAAAGAAAAGUGGACAAUUCCUCGUUGUGUACGGGGUCAGUCAAGACACUUCUGACCAUAGGAAAAGGCAGCCCGUAUACAAAUUCAAUAUAUUGUGAAUACUAUAGCCCAAAGUUGUAUGUAAACAUCGUGUGAGAAAUGAAAAGACAUUGCCUAACUAGAAAACAAGAUACAUCUGUGCGCUUUAAGAUAUUUUUGUGCUCAUUUACUUUUAUAUAAUAUAAUUCUAUGCAUAUAUGUACAUUUUCUACAUUAAAAUUAUCUAAGUGUUUGCCUUCUA